AUGAACUGCAUAGCAAUAAAGCAAAAGAGGAAGAAAGAUCUUAUUCAAUUGUCUCCAGCAGAAUUGUCAGGCAGUGUGACUGAAAAAAUAAGUGCUUGCCUGCUUGUUAUAGAGUAUGAGCUCAUGAAAUGUGGUAAUGAAGCAUUAUUGAAGACUUCUUGGACCCAAUUAAACCCAGGUCGCAGAUUUUUAUGUUGUAAAAUAUCAAAGAAAAUGGGUGGUUGUGAUUAUUUCUUUUGGAUUGAAGAUAGGCACCCUGCGCAAGCAAAUAGGGCGAUGUGGGGUUUGUUGAAGAAAGUGAAGGCUUUUGAGGAGAAAAGAAUUCGAGCAAGAAAUAUGCUCAUUGUUGCUGCCAUUGUUGCUGGUUUUGUGAUGCUCGGGAUAUGGAAAAUCAAGCCAAAUUGUUAG
This is a messenger RNA of Lycium barbarum (goji berry), 408 nucleotides long. RefSeq lists its product as uncharacterized. Gene Ontology annotation, molecular function: zinc ion binding. Bases 1 to 408 code for a protein of 135 amino acids. NCBI's taxonomy places the organism in Eukaryota, Viridiplantae, Streptophyta, Magnoliopsida, Solanales, Solanaceae. The record is from RefSeq and is a predicted model, not a curated record. The transcript has 3 exons.